UACAAAUUGAAUGAGGAAGUUCAUACGCAAACCUCGAAGGUGGAGAGUUUGGGAGUGGAGUAUGAAAACUUGGGUCUGCGUCGACUUGCAGCAAAGGCGCAACUGCUGGAACUGGUGGACAUGUACUCGAGUCUUGAGGGGAGGGGUGAGGAAGGUAAGAAGGAGGCUGAAGAAGUUCGUCAGCAAAUUGUGGAUAUCUCAGUCAACGCAAAUGUGAUUGCACGUUUCACCACAUUUGUUGGUGUGGAACAAGACCCUCAAUUGGAGCUAUGUUUGUGA
Rodentolepis nana is the source of this 279-nucleotide messenger RNA. The record is from the annotation of a GenBank genome assembly. Lineage: Eukaryota; Metazoa; Platyhelminthes; Cestoda; Cyclophyllidea; Hymenolepididae.